Molecule: messenger RNA, 599 nt
Organism: Physella acuta
Lineage: Eukaryota; Metazoa; Mollusca; Gastropoda; Physidae
Product: contactin-5-like
Biological process (GO): dendrite self-avoidance; homophilic cell-cell adhesion; axon guidance
Cellular component (GO): axon; plasma membrane
Molecular function (GO): cell-cell adhesion mediator activity
Source: RefSeq, a predicted model, not a curated record
GUCGUGUACAGCAGCUCAGCUAAAAGAUGGCCCAGCGUGUGUUGGAGCUGCUUGCUGUGUUCUUGGUGUGUGUUUGUGUUGGCGAGGAACAAAACUCGAUCGAAUCAGGUUGUUCCCCGGGCCAGAGCCCGCCCUACAUCAAGAGACCUGACUCACAAGACAGAAAUCUGUUGAAAGAAGGGAAAGGGGCGGUCUUUCAGUGUGAGGCAGACGGUAGCCCAGCACCCACGUACCAGUGGUUCAGAAACGACGUUGCCAUUGACGACAAGGGGGAUUACCUGAAGGCCUUCACCAAUGGCACGCUGGUGUUUAAAGACUUCUCCUACAGAGACGGUGGGAUGUUCCAGUGUCGGGCUAAAAAUAGUUUUGGCACUUCAGUGUCGGUCAAAGUUCCAAUACUUGCAAACAUUGAUUUAGGUAACAAAAAAGAAAACAAAGAAGACAGCGUAACGGUGUCACAGGGCCAACCGUUCCACUUAUACUGCGCGCAUGCGCCUGAGAAUUCUCAAGGUGUCAGGAAAUACUGGUACGUGGACGUUAAAAAAUACCAAGUGAGUUCCUCCAGUCGUGUCGGCAUUGAUACCAACGUAUUGUAUUGA